Molecule: messenger RNA, 747 nt
Organism: Saprolegnia diclina VS20
Lineage: Eukaryota; Oomycota; Saprolegniomycetes; Saprolegniales; Saprolegniaceae
Exons: 1
Coding region: 1-747 (248 amino acids)
Molecular function (GO): zinc ion binding
Source: RefSeq, a predicted model, not a curated record
AUGGUGUUUGUAUCGCUGGACGGCUGCGCCGAUGCACCGAGCGCCGUCGCCGACAGCGCGCCCAACGAGCACGUGGUCGCGGUGCGCGUGACGCCGGGGUCGCCGCCCAAGCCCGUCAAGAGCAUCUCGCCCGUCAAGACGCUCGACGACGAGUUCGUCGUCUUUGUCUCGGACCGCGCGACGACCGACCGCUGGGCAUUGCGCAAGACGUACCACCAGGUCGCCGACUUGCACUGUAGCAUCAAGGGGUGUGUCAGCGCCAGCACGUGUCGGCGCUUUGCGUGCUGUGGCCCACUGCGGCGCGUCGCCAAGGCCCGCAUGCCCCGUCAAGCGCGGCGCAUCUGCUUUCGCUUCGAGGCGACGCAAAUGACCUUGGAUGCCAAGGCCGCGCAGCGCACGAUUGGCGUCGAAGAGUACUUGAACGAAACGAUCCAGGCCACGAACGGCCGCGACGCCGAGUGCCCGAGCCUCGACGCGGCCCGGACCGCCCUCGACGCCUUCCUCGAGGUCGCGCGCCGACGCGAAGCCAAAGCGUCGGCGACCAUCGAAGCGCUUCUCCACGGUCUCCGCAUCACGGACGCCGUCUCGGUGCACAUCGAGUGCUCCGUGUGCUUGACGAGCUUCCGCGACGACGCCAACGCCGUCCAGCUGCCGUGCCUUCAUGUGUUCCACGCGCCGUGCGCCGAGCAGUGGCUCGCAAAGAGCACGACGUGUCCCGUCUGUCGGCAGCCCGUGACCUCGUCGUGA